Drosophila willistoni is the source of this 2478-nucleotide messenger RNA. RefSeq lists its product as uncharacterized. The record is from RefSeq and is a predicted model, not a curated record. NCBI's taxonomy places the organism in Eukaryota, Metazoa, Arthropoda, Insecta, Diptera, Drosophilidae. Gene Ontology annotation, molecular function: protein binding. The transcript has 2 exons. The annotation marks the transcript as partial.
AAUAUUAUGGUAUGUGAUAACUUCGAUGUGUGCGAAACAGUUGAGGUUCCAAUUGACGUAAGCCGUACUGAAAUUAAAAAUUCCGAAUAUUCCGUAAUAAAUCAUCUUAGUUAUGCUGUAAACUUUCUGGAAUACGCUGAUUGGGAAAAAGCUUUUAUAGUAUUAUAUCAAUUAACAAAAGGAAUUAAUUCCAAAGAGCGGCUUCUCGUAUUCACUGAAACAUUAUCCGUCUAUCAACCUCAAACUACAGUUCAGUUGUCUCAGCUUGUAAGGCUUACGAAACGUGUCGUCCUGUCUCUUGAGCCCUUAGAUGACAUGGAAGUUAAUGUACUUGCCCGUAUGCUUCACCUUAUAUCUUCUACUUUCAAAUUAAUCAUUAGCAGCAAUGAACUAAAUACUUUGAUGAAUGACUAUUAUGAUACCAUGGUGUCUGAUCUGUGUGAUCUGCUUAAUAAGUUUAAUGCAGAGUGGGAAUAUAUACCCAAACCUCAGUGUCGUUCAGAAUCAGAGUCCUGUCUAAACAUUGACAAUUUUCGAAGCAGAAUUGAGCAGAUGUCUACCCUUCAACCAAAAGGACUAGAACAUAUAAACAACUGGUUACACGCGCACUGGAAACUAAGUAGUUGUUUGUUUUAUAUGGGAAUGGGGGCAGCCAGAAGAUUGCAUCCUGAGGAGGACCCAACCAGAAUUGUCCGUUCAACAUUUAUAAUGCGUUUGGAAAGUUUUGAUUUAGAUCAAGAACGAGUUAUUCAGUUUGAGUCACCUGAUAAAAUGCAUACUCUCAUAUUUACAGAAAAACUACUACAAGAACUUCGACAGAGACUGCGUACGGAUGAGGUACUUAUAUCAGUAAGGAGUCACAAACAAAGUCAGUAUUGGUGGUACCCCGAACAGGAAUCCCAAACUCAAGUACUUGUAGUUAACGCUUAUACAACUAACGCAAUUUGGCAAAAGACACAAGAACUUACAGAACCCUUUCAAUAUAUUUCUAAAUUAAAAAUAAACUUUUCCGCAAGUGAGCCGGAUAGUGCUCGUAAACAAAAUCGAAUUAAUCGUGGAAUUGAUUUUGAUGAUCCUGAGGAGGAUGUUGAAAAUGUUAUUCACGACAGUGUAUACUCUCCAGACGAAAUACGCAUGUACCGUACCGAACUAUAUGGCCAGUCGGUUCUAGGAGUCACUUUUUCCCAGGCUGACAUAGACUUUAAGGUGAAACUACAGAUGUUAAAUGUACCUAAUUUAAAUUAUAUCGACAUGGAUACCGAAGGGUGUUUAAUUAAAACGGGUGUCAUAGAUCCAAAUACUUUAUUGUUAAGAAACCGAUGCUCCAAAGCGCGCCCAGUUUUUAUUUUUCUUCGUGCUGCUAAUUUAUCUGAAGCUUGGGAUCCUUUUAAAGACACUGGAGCCUUUUUCGCAUUUUCUACUGAAAUUCGUAGUUGCCGAAUAUGGAAUUAUGCACGACCAGAACCCAGCUGGCAAACGUUUGCAUGCCUGCCAGAAAUGAACAAAAGUGUGCACUUUGGAAUACAUUGUCAAUGUAGAUAUAUAAGUGACUUUGAUGCUGACUCUAUGCCUAUUAUUGCAAUUCCAAUAAACCUUAAAUGUCAUUUAGAAAUACCAUUAGUGGGUCGUAAUUAUAAUAUUAUUUUUCUCUACGCAAUAAUAACAAUAAUAACCGCAAUUUACUUAUUCCUAAAUAAGAAAACUAUAUUUGAUUGGGACAAGCAAUUGUAUGUUCAACAAUAUCAAUCGACUAAAUUAUGCAACAGUGGUGAUAUAGUUGUAUGGCUUACAUUUGGUGGCAGGUACAACGCAGGUACAUCAGCUAAUAUUAUAUUUUUUUUAAAUUCAAACCAAGCACAAACCAAAAUAAUUUUGUACCAAGAUCCUGUUCGUAAAACUUUUGAGCGAAACAGUACCAUAUCGUUUCGUAUUUAUCAUGGUCUUAUACAAAUACCAACCAGUAUAAAGUUGUUUCAUGAUAACUCAGGAAUAUACCCAAAUUUUUUUUGCCGCUCUAUUAUUAUUACUGACUUAAUAUCUGAUCGAAUACAACAUUUUCGAAUACAUCGCUGGAUUGAAGGGGUGACUUUCCAAACGCAACAUAAACUUAGAAACAUUUCGUACUGCGCGGAAACACUUCCGAAAGAAUUGUACACUUGGUAUCCCCGAUUUAAGCAAGCAUUGGAGAAUUAUAUGGGAAAUUGGUAUUUAUUUCAACCAAUAAUAGGGCCUUGGCGUUUUGGAAUGCCGCCCAAAGCAUACUGUCGUUAUGAGCGUUCCUGUAUAUUUAUCACGAAGUUAUUUGUAUCUAUGUGCAUAGUGGUGCUUUAUUUUGGACGGACAGUGUCGAUAGCAUGUGAUCCAAGCCCUAAAAAGUAUAAUGAUAUUGGAAUAGUAAUUUGGCUUUGCUUUAUUUGCUUUUUUGCCAGUGCAUUAUUACAGGAAUUAAUGGAAUUACUUCUUAAAUUAAUUAUUUAA